This is a messenger RNA of Nelumbo nucifera (sacred lotus), 1838 nucleotides long. Lineage: Eukaryota; Viridiplantae; Streptophyta; Magnoliopsida; Proteales; Nelumbonaceae. The record is from RefSeq and is a predicted model, not a curated record.
AAAAAAAAAAAAAAAAAAAUCAUGGGGAGUUCAUCAACUUCUGCAAUACUUUCCUUAUUUUUUAUCCUUGUUUUGGUUCCAUGGGCAACCUCAGCCUCAGUGGAGGAGAGAUUUCUUCAAUGCCUUUCCCUCCAUUCUGAUCCCUCCUCUCCAAUCUCCGCUGUGGUUUAUUCCCCCAAUAACUCCUCUUAUCUAUCGAUCUACACCUCUACUAUAACAAGUCUCAGGUUCCUGCAGUCUUCCGCUCGAAAACCUCUCUUUAUCAUUACUCCUUCCACAGAAUCCCACGUCCAAACCGCUGUUAUCUGUGCAAAAGAGAAUGGUUUGGAGAUCAGAAUACGAGGCGGAGGCCAUGACUACGAGGCCCUCUCAUCUAUGGCUGAAGUUCCAUUCGUCAUUGUUGACAUGUCCAAUCUGAAAACCAUCACUGUGGACAUUGAAGACAACAGUGCAUGGGUUCAGGCUGGUGCGACCCUGGGCGAACUGUAUUACAGAAUUGCAGAGAAGAGUAACGUCCAUGGCUUCCCAGGUGGGGUUUGCCACACUGUAGGCGUUUCCGGCUUCCUCGGCGGUGGUGGGUAUGGUUACAUGCUCAGAAAAUAUGGCCUCGGAGCUGAUCAAGUCAUUGAUGCACAAAUGGUCGAUGCAAAUGGAAAAAUCCUCAACAGAGAAACCAUGGGAGAAGAUCUGUUCUGGGCCAUCAGGGGAGGAGGUGCAGCAAGCUUUGGAAUCAUUCUACGGUGGAAAGUGAGAUUGGUUCCAGUCCCACCAGUUGUUACUGUUUUCAAUCCGUCCAAGACAAUAGAAGAAGGAGCAACGAAGCUCGUCCACAGGUGGCAAUACGUUGCACAUAAGCUCCAUGAAGACAUAUUCAUGAGAAUCAAUCUGGCGCUCACAAGCACCAGUUCAGGCGGCAAAACAGUGAAUGUUGAGUUCAGCUCCAUGUUCCUCGGUACUAUUGACAGACUCCUCCCUCUGAUGAACGAGAGCUUCCCAGAGCUGGGCUUGAAACGAGAGGACUGUACUGAAAUGAGUUGGAUCGAUGCCAUGAAGUAUCUUGGUGGAUUCCCAGAUAGUACACUGGAGGUUUUACUCAACAGAACUCUUCAAAGCAAGAGCCUCUCCAAGAAUAAAUCCGACUAUGUUAAGAAACCAAUUCCGGAAUCUGCGUUUGAGGGAAUAUGGAAAAGGUUUCUUCAAAUGGAGAUACCUGUAAUGCAGCUAAAUCCCUAUGGAGGAAGGAUGAGUGAGAUAUCAGAAUCUGCAACUCCAUUCCCACACAGAAAAGGGAACAUAUACAAAAUCCAGUACAUUAUAAUCUGGCAACAAAAUGGGACUCAAGAAAUCAAGAGGCAUAUAAAUUGGGUCAGAGAGCUGUAUAAAUACAUGACUCCUUAUGUCUCCAAGUCGCCAAGGGAAGCAUAUCUCAACUACAGAGAUCUUGACAUUGGAAAAAACAACAAGGGCAAUACAAGCUACUCACAAGCUAGCAUCUGGGGUCGAAAGUAUUUCAAGAACAACUUCGACAGGUUAGUAUAUGUGAAGAGCAAGGUCGACCCAGGGAAUUUCUUCAGAAAUGAACAGAGCAUUCCAGCAGUGACAGCAUGGUGAGCAGAGCAUUCCAUCACUGGUCCAAUCUUCUCUAGUCUUUGAUAGCCAAGCAGUCGGUCGGGUGAGCUUACAGCAGUUACAAACAAGAAAUAAAAGGCUAAAUAUAUUGCAUUUUUUGUGAUUAUGUGGUGUUGUAUACAACAUUAAUUGUCUUAACAAGUUGUUGCUCUCUUGUUGUAUAAUUUUUUUUUCAUUGCAAAGGAAUAAUUUUCAACGUUAAGAGUUUC